AUGUGCAGAGCAGCCAUAUGUGGAAUUUGCAACCACAAGUCCUGGACGGGCUGUGGCGCCCAUAUCCCGGGCGUCAUGGACUCCACGCCCAAGAGCGACUGGUGCACUUGCGAGGCGGUGGACAGCUCGUUCGACCCCGCCUACCCGCCCAAGGCCGGCACUGGUUUUGCCAAGGCCACGUCCAAGUAG
Molecule: messenger RNA, 189 nt
Organism: Metschnikowia bicuspidata var. bicuspidata NRRL YB-4993
Lineage: Eukaryota; Fungi; Ascomycota; Pichiomycetes; Serinales; Metschnikowiaceae
Exons: 1
Coding region: 1-189 (62 amino acids)
Source: RefSeq, a predicted model, not a curated record